Plasmodium inui San Antonio 1 is the source of this 3300-nucleotide messenger RNA. RefSeq lists its product as hypothetical. Gene Ontology annotation, cellular component: membrane. Lineage: Eukaryota; Apicomplexa; Aconoidasida; Haemosporida; Plasmodiidae. Bases 1 to 3300 code for a protein of 1099 amino acids. The record is from RefSeq and is a predicted model, not a curated record. Gene Ontology annotation, molecular function: aspartic-type endopeptidase activity. Gene Ontology annotation, biological process: proteolysis. The transcript has 21 exons.
AUGAAUCUUAUACGAUGCGUUUUCCUAAAAGCCAUACUCACAUGGUGUGCAGCGGGGAAGCUGAACCGCAACCUUUUUUCCAACUUGGUGAACAUAGACAUGGAAUUUCUGGAUGCUCAUAAAAAUGAGUUAAUUGCAAAAUACGUGCGUGACGAUGACUACAUGGUGUAUGAGCAGAUUACGAAGGAUAUGCAUUUAAGAAGGAACUACGUUGAAGUGAUCAUCCGGGGUGACUUGAAGAACAAGGGCGAUAAGAGCGUCGACAGCUUUGUCUUCUUGCUUCCCUACCACGAGGCAUUUCAGGCCAGCACCCUCCGGGUGAGAGACCAGAACCAGAGCGAGCUGCGGUACCAAGUGCUGCAGGAGCCGAGGCGUGACGCCAGCGAAAUUGAAGUGGACCCCUUCAAUGAAGACUAUGAUUUGGAGCAAUUCCAAAUGAAGGCAUACAGGGUGACUCUAAAAAGGAGAUUGCACAAGGAUGAAAAAGUCUCACUCCAUUUUGGCUACACCCUUGGACAGCCCUAUUUUCCAUUCCCUGGUGACAUAUCCCCAGAGGAAGGACAGAAAGUUAUGUUUUAUCUUUCCUCCAAAAUUCUCUUGCCCUACGAUGUAGAAGAGAAGGAAGAGUUAAAAAUAUUUUUAUGCAAAAAUUGUGCCAUCGUGCGGAUAGAGGAUGGCGAUUUUUUGCGGAGCUUCGUUAAAGUCAAUGAUGACACGUAUGUUUGUGAGAAGGGGGGAGGAAGAACUGUGGGGGAGCUUACCCAGGGGGGGGAGGACAUCCGAAACAAUCUAAAUGAGUUCGUUGCAAAGGGGAAUGAAAUGGGCCGGUUCACGCUCGGACACAAAGCCCUGUUCUACUUCCGCGCUAAUAACCACCUAGGCUACUUCGAGCGAGUCACCAAAGACAUAAAAGUAUCUCAACUAGGUUUUGUGUACGAACAGGAAGAAUACAUCCUGCGCAACGACGCAGCAAGGAUACACACAUUUGAUCGGUACACUCUUAGUGAUUACGAAACCAAAGGGACAGCGACAGGGACAACCAACGGGACAGCCAACGGGACAGACGAUCAGUCCAGCACAAUUAUUUACUCCAUGAAAUCGAAAAUAAAUUACGACAUAUAUGAAUAUGAAUACUUCGACGAUUUGGGAAAAAUACAUCUCAUCCAAGCGGAAGAAAUAUUUGAUCCUAAAAAGAGAAACAGCCAUAUUCAGUUUGACUUAAGGCCCAGGUACCCCCUUCUCGGUGGAUGGAGAGCUCACUUUUUUAAUUCCUUUUAUCAUCAAUCGAAUCUGUACAGAAUUAAAAACAAGGAGAAUUAUUAUGCAUACAAAAUUGAUAUUGCCCCAUCCAUCAAGUCCUUUUUUAUAAAGCAGCUGAUAGUCAGGAUUUCGCUGCCCCCCUUCUCCGACAACGUUGCAGUUGUUUCGAGGGACGACCGUGUUAAUGUCCUGACCAGCAAGCAGAAGGAGUGGCUCGAUUUGUUUUCCUUCCGAAAUGUCGUCGAAAUUCAAAUCGAGAAAUUCUUCCCCCCAAUGGACGAGAACUACUACCAGGACCUUCUCGUUAUGUACAAGUUUAGGUUUUUCAACCAUUUUUGGAAGGCCCUACUGGUCAUACUCAUCACGUUUGCCGCGAUCCUCCUGCUCUGCCUGUUGCGCGAGCUCCCCUUCGACUUCAACAGGGCGAAGGAGAACGCGGACAAGAGGGAGAGCGAAGAACACGCCGCCUUCCUCGAGAAGUGCAAAGAGCUGUACGAGAAUUUGUCCUACAUAUCAGACCGACUGAUCCAAUCGAUGAGCAAUCUGACCCCAGAGGAGAAGAUCAGACGGAAGAUGGAACUCUUGGAAGCAGAAGACAAAUGGACAUACGAUUUUAUUUACUUCACGAAAGAAUUCUACAGAAAUUUCGAGAACUCCUCCAACAAGCAGUCGCUGCAGAAUUACAUGGACAAGUGUUUCAAUUAUCACGCGAUUGUGAAAAAGUACUUCGAGGCGCAGCUUCUGAACGAUUUGAACUUGAAUUUGAAGGAAGUCGCGCAGGCGGAGAAGGAACUCUUACUUCUGCUAAACGCCCUUAAAAGUGGAGGAGGGAAAAACAACUUAAGUAACGCCCCCCCCUUGGAGGACACCAGCAAGAAGCGCCUUCUCCUCAGCGAAAUAAAAUUGAAUAACCGAUUUAAAAAUGACAUAAAGGGGUUCAUACGAAACGUGAGAUCCUUUCACGACACCAUAGAAAACAGGACUCCAAACUCCUUGCUGUACGUGCAGGAGGAUUUACUCAAUUUUCACAACAGCCAAUUUAUUGGGGAGAUAGAGAUUGGCACUCCUCCGCAGACUUUUAAGGUCGUGUUCGACACCGGGUCCAGCAACUUCGCCCUGCCCUCGACGAAAUGUGUCAAAGGAGGCUGUGCGUCCCACAAGAAAUUCAACCCCGAUCAGUCCAGGACGUACACGCGGCAGUUAAAAGACAAUAAGGAGUCUAUUUACACGUACAUCCAGUACGGGACAGGAAAGAGCAUCCUUGAGCACGGAUAUGACGACGUCAAUUUAAAGGGACUACGGAUCAAACAUCAGAGUGUCGGGCUAGCCAUAGAAGAGUCUUUACACCCCUUUUCGGAUUUGCCCUUCGAUGGGAUUGUUGGCCUGGGAUUUUCAGAUCCGGACUUCAGCUUUAAAAAAGGAUACGGGAUGUCUUUAAUAGAGACGAUAAAAAAGCAGAACCUGCUGAAAAGGAACAUUUUCUCUUUUUACGUGCCAAAGAAGUUGCAAGAGCCCGGCUCCAUUACAUUCGGACGAGCCAACAGUAAAUACGCCCUCGAAGGGAGGCAAAUUCAAUGGUUUCCCGUCAUAUCGAUUUAUUUCUGGGAAAUUAACCUGAUAGACGUACAACUCUCAGACAAGAAUUUAAAGAUGUGCGAAAAUAGGAAAUGUAGAGCGGCCAUUGACACUGGGUCCAGUUUGCUAACCGGCCCAUCCAGCCUGAUGCAACCGCUGAUAGAAAAAUUGUACUUGGAGAAGGAUUGCUCAAAUAAGAGCAGCUUGCCAAAUAUUUCUUUUAUUUUAAAAAAUGUCGAGGGGAAGGAGGUGAAGUUCGAUUUUACGCCGGACGAUUACGUCCUGGAGGAAAUGGACGAGGAGGAUAAUUCUGUUCAGUGCGUGAUCGGAAUAAUGUCGCUGGACGUCCCCCCGCCUCGUGGGCCCAUCUUUAUCUUCGGCAACGUUUUCAUAAGAAAGUACUACUCCAUAUUUGACAAUGACCAUAAGCUCGUGGGACUCAUUGAAGCUCGGCACGAUUGGUAA